Molecule: messenger RNA, 279 nt
Organism: Staurois parvus
Lineage: Eukaryota; Metazoa; Chordata; Amphibia; Anura; Ranidae
Source: the annotation of a GenBank genome assembly
CGCAGUCUCUGGUCAUCUCCUGUACUGUCCGCAGUCUCUGGUCAUCUCCUGUACUGUCCGCAGUCUCUGGUCAUCCCCUGUACUGUCCGCAGUCUCUGGUCAUCUCCUGUACUGUCCGCAGUCUCUGGUCAUCCCCUGUACUGUCCGCAGUCUCUGGUCAUCCCCUGUACUGUCUGCAGUCUCUGUGUUAGGGUUAUUUUUUUAAUUUAUUUAUAGAAAAUUGAGUUAGGCUUUAAAAGACAGGUUCACCUUUUGAAAAAAAAACAUUAUUUUUUUUUU